UCUUCACUCUUCACAUCAUAUGAUGUUUGCCAUUGCUUUAUAGAUAACACCAGACUUAGAGAGACUGGACAACAGUUAAUCUAAUCAACCUUGUCCCAUGUAAAACGGGACAUUCUAACAUUUGUAAGAAACUGAAUUCUUAAGAGGAACAGAGCUGGGUAGCUCUAUCUUCUAUGUGAAUUAUCAUUCGAAUGGGUAGUUUACAUGUUAGUUGAUUGAUAAUCGAACGGGAAUCUCCAAUAGUGUGACGCUGGUUAUCUCAAAGCCUUGCUGCAUCUGAUUUUGGGUGAGGCAAAGGGGAGAGAACUCCAAAGACAAACCAAGCUGUCUUUCAUACAAACGACCACUUUGGUGCGGAGUCUUUGAGCCAUUAUUUCGACAAUUUAUAGAUAACAUUUUCUCUACAAUUGAGCAGUGUGUUUUGCAUUCAUCCAAGAUUAUGUUGAGGGGUAUUAGAAAUAGCUAUUGUUUAUACUAUUAUAUGUUCCCUUAGGCACCAGAAAGUUCUACACGGCAUUAGUAAGCGACCAGAUGUGGUACAUUAUGAUUACAAAUUGAUUUUUUUCUCUCUCUUCACACAAGGCAACAUACACACGCAUGCAUGCACAUACGCACACGCACAUAAUGUUAUAUGAUAGUGUAGAAUGCCCUAGCUCCACGCCAAUCAUUAACAGGUUGGCCUUAAUAAACAGCCUGCUGCCCUUAUCAACACUAUUAGUUUAUUUUCCUCUUGGGGGAAGUUCUUUAGUGUUCCCCAGAUAUGCAUUUUGUAUUUUGCACCCUAAGCCCUAGUUUGUAGCUCUAAUCACUGCUCUAGAGUAUAAUAAGACCAUUAGCGUACGCCAUAAUGCAUAAUUAGGGUUUAGAAUAAUCGGUAAUAUUUACUGCUUUGUAUGAAUCAUAGCCCACAAGGAAGGUUUCACCUAACAUCGACCUUUACCAAAAAUAUACUCACUUGCAUCUCGCGUGCAGCUGGCUUUGCCAUGGACUGUGCUUUGUUUAUGGUUUACAGAAAGGUGUAACAUACGCUUUCCUAAGCACAAUUAGAGAUCCUGUACCCUAGCACAUGGGAACAAAUGCUGAAUUAACACAGAGGUGUACUCACAAUGUGGAGAUACUAUGGGCCAACUUGCCAUGUAAUCGAAUCAUCCAUGUUCAACUCAAAUCAUUCAUCCUUGGUAAUGAUCCCGUUAAGACUGCUUUUGUGCUCUUUGCUUCUCGAUACAUCUUGGUAGUAAGUGUUUGCACAAACUUUUGUAGCAUGUAGUACAAACCAUGAUAGGUAUGGUGGAUUGUUUGGUCGUUUUCUUUUUUCUUUUACUUUGAGGAAGCUUAGCAUGUUCGAAUCAAAUCCCUUUAUAGCAAGUGUCUGCACAAACUUUUGUAGCAUGUUCUAGCACAAACUAUGAUAGGCAUGGUGGAUUGUUUCCUUUAUAUUUGUUGUGGAUCAUAGAUAAUUUCUCUUAAUGAAAAACCUAAAUCAUUUGCUGUAUGCUGUUCUGAUGAUGCUCAAAUUUCAAAAGGCAAAGCUGUGAUUAUUUUUUUCCCUGGGAAGAAAAAAAGACAUCCGUUCAGAACUUGCUAAGCAGGAUAGUCAAUACAGGGAGCAGAUUCUGUGAGAUGAACGAAUCCGAUGUCAAAACUCUUACCCCAUUCUAGCAGGGGGUGUGUAUUUUAGCUUUAGACUUACCCGCUAAAGAGACGAUUGCCAGCUAAUCUCGCGCAGACAUUAUUCCAUUUGUUUACUUACAGCUCUUUGGCUGCUAUUUGUUGGAGCUUCUUUUGUUUGCAGGAAUCAAUCCUCUGCUCUCACUCACACCGGACGGAUGGAUGGAUUGUCCUGCUGCCAACAUGUAGGACCUAAACUCAUCUCAUCCUCCGUGCCUGCUGACAGCAAGCCCCUUCCGCGUCGUCCGUCGAUAGGCUGCUCUCGCGCGCUGUCCGUCCGUGAUGCGAUGCAGGCGCACUCGCAUUGGCGCGAGAGAGCACGGACGGACGGACGGACGGAUGGUACUGCAACACAUGAAUUUGUGCGGCAAUGAUUGGAGAAGGGAGACAUAGAUCUGCGGCAACCUUUCUGGCGAGCAUAAUGAUGCAGGAGAAGAUAAUCUGGUGGGCGGUCGGGUCCAGUUCCAUUCCUCAAUGACUGCGGUGCACGACGGGGGUGGCAUGGCAUGGCACGGGUAAAUGCCUUGUGCCGAGCCCGGCCAGCGCUGCCGCGCACAGGACUGGCAAAGCGCGUGUGGGCGGACACCGGGUCGUGGACGGCGAAGGCCAUGUGUAGGGGCUACCCUAACAAAACACAACCCCCGUCUACCAUACGAGGCUGCCUCACGGUCUUCCUCUCCUUCUCGUUCUCAAAGAUAAGAUGAGGAGGGGAAAAAGAAAAGCGGAGGCAGAGCUAAGCUGGGGAGGGGACUGGUCUCGGAAUCUAUCUAUCUAUCUAUCUAUCUAUCUAUCUAUCUAUCUAUCUAUCUAUCUAUCGAGGCUUGUUAUCUACGUAGCAGCAGCAGCAGCUCGUGGUCCAUGCCCUGGGCAGUUUGAAGUCGUAUCCUUUCCAGUCUUUGGCCCGCCCGGCAUUUCUCUCUCAAGAUUCGCUACGUAUACGUACGCAGAAGAGGAGGGGAAAGGCAUGGAGCGAGGGAGGGACGCUGCUGCGCUGAGUAGAAAGAUAAAGAGGAAUGGAGGAGGUAAGCUUAGCUGCAGUGCAGGGGAAUAACUUGCAGUUCACUUCUUGCAGUGUUAAUCAGCGCAGAUGGUUGCUGCUUCCUUCCUUGCUGAUGCUUUUCUUAAGCCCGGAUUUUGAAAGCUUAAGGAGGAGGGAAGGGGAAGGGGAGGGGGGGCAAAAGCGUGUUUGGAGUGAAUAAAAGUAUUGCAUGGGUGCCACAGAAAGAUUGAGAUUAGGAGAAUCUCAACUCUGCCCUGCGAGAAAAAGCAUCUCCAGCAGCCGGGGCAGACCGCGACUCCUCCUCUAAUCAAUCAAGCAAAGGUUUCAUUAUUUUCAUCUCUGAAUUUCGCAAGAAAAAGAAACACUAGUACAAUUCCUAGUAUGAGUUUCCUACGCCGCUCGAAAGCCCAAACAAAUCUCACCUAAACCCUAUCAAUGAUGAAGUGAAAUGAAAUGGGACGAAACGAAAGCGGCGUUGCUUUGCCGUGGGGGGCAAAACGGCGAGGCCUCGAUCGCAGCCCCUCCUAAUGUUGACCACCAAUUUUCCCUUGAGCAAAAAACUAAUGAUGGCGAUCAUGGAGGGCGUGUAAAUAAUUGCCCGUGUCCACCCGAUUAAAGAAGUGCAAACAGUCAAAUAAUGAUGAGCGGGGUGGGUGCACAAGUUUUACAGCCAGGCAGGCACCUUGAGAAAGCGAGCAUAAACUAAUGCCUGCGAGGGUUGGCAAUGUCAGGGAUGCCUCUUUACGCCUGCUCCUCUCCUCUGCUCCUGCUAUGCUAUGAGCGGUGCGGUGCGGUGCGAUGCCGAGCAAGUAAGUAACCCAGGCGGAGGGGGUCGUAACUGAAGGAAAGCAAAGGUAAACACCAUGAUUAAAGGGCUGUUAACAAAGGAAAGGUAAAGCGGGGACGGUUAAGGUGCCCUAACACAUUUUAAAGCUUGUUAAACAAAACAAAAAACUGGCCGUGGAUGGCGGUGGUGCCCAGUUUGUGACUAGGAGUAGGAGGAGGAGGAGCAGAGGGCUAAAGCGGUUUGUUGCCCCAAUCUCUCUCUCUCUCUCUUUCUGGUUAACCAUGCACAGAAACUAGUAGGGCCUCUGGUGGUGGUGGUGGUCAAGAAGAACUAGUAGUAGUACUAGCAGUGUAGUCCUACAAAUGCCACAAGCCUUUGCCUCCACACUCUCCCUCUAGCUAUGUAAGCAUGGUCUAUGCGUCUCCCUCUUUUCCUAGCUCAUCUUCUUCCUACGCCUCUCGCCGGCACACCUAGCGCCACAAUCUGCAGCGGCCGCCUCUCCUUUUCUUGCCGUUUCUGUCCAUAGCCUCGCUGCCUUAAGAGCUUUUGCCCAUCGCAUUGCCCAUACGGCCCUGCCCGACCAGAGCACUUCGUCUUCCCUCUCGUCUGCCUCUCGGGUUCUUUCGGCCAGCGGAGGAAUCCAUUUGCUACGCUUGUUGUUGGAGCAGGCAGCUAGGUAGGAGCCAUGGACAUGAACGAGAGCAGCGAGAAAGGGAUGGAGGGCAAUGGGUCCUCUGGCCCCGGCGGCGGCAUCCCCGUGGAGUGGCAGAGCCAAUUCAGCGGCGGCGGCGGCUUCUCGGCGCACCAUCACCAGCAGCAUCCUCAUAUGAUGGACUCCUUCGCGUCCGGCAUGUGGCCGGCGGCCUCGCAGCACGGCGCGGGGUUCCUGGCGCCGGUGCCCGGCUUCCUCCCGCCGCCUGGCCUCGGGGGCCAUUUCCCGGUGGACUCGGGCUUCAUCGAGCGGGCCGCGCGAUCGUCGUGCUUCGUCGGUCCUGGCUCCGGUGGCGGGAUGAUGGGUGCUGGCGCUUUUGGCGGCGCGGGCGAUCAGCACAUGGGCAGCGCUUUCGGGGAGGGGUACUUGGAUCAUCGUAGGAAGGAAGGCGGGGACAAGGCCGAGCCGGAGCUCGCCGGGAGCGGCGGCGUGCCGAGCUCGGAGGCAGCCGGCGGAGACUGCUCGUCCAAAGGGUCCGACUCCAAGAAGAGGAGAAGGCCCAGCGAGGUGAUGGGAGGUGAUCAGGUUCAGUCUUCCAACGUGGCCGCUGACUCCGCAAACGAGAGCGCCCAGAGCAAAGAUAAAGGCGAGGAGAGCAGCCCGGCGACGGGGACGACGACCGGCGGCAAGUCCAAGGGGAAGGGUGCCAAGGAGAGCUCCGAGAAGGAGGACUACAUCCAUGUCCGAGCCCGGCGCGGGCAGGCAACCAACAGCCACAGCCUCGCUGAAAGGCUGAGAAGGGAGAAGAUCAGUGAGAGGAUGAAGCUUCUACAGGACCUUGUUCCCGGCUGCAGCAAGGUCACCGGGAAGGCGGUGAUGCUCGACGAGAUCAUCAACUAUGUUCAGUCCCUGCAAAGACAAGUCGAGUUCUUAUCGAUGAAGCUGGCGACAGUAAACCCGAGGCUUGACCUCAACAUAGAAGGGCUUCUCUCAAAGGAUCUUCUUCGCUUCCCUGGGGUGUCCUCCUCGUCGAUGGGAUUCUCCCCGGAGAUGAUGCACCCGCAGCUGCAGCUGUCGCAGCCGGGGCUGAUGCAGGGAGGCGCCGCCGCCAUGGCGAACUCGGACGUGUUCAGAAGAAUCAUGCAAGCGCAACUAGGAGCAAAAGAUGGAUCCCAUUCACAGAUGGCCCACGCAUUGAAUGGCCCGUUCAGCGAUCACGUUGCGCAGAUGGCGUACCCGUCCAUGGGCUCCUCGCACUCGCACUCGCAGGACCUCAGCAUCAGGCCGUCCCAGGACGCCUACCAAAUGUGAUUGAUGCCAUCGCCAGCCAGCCUCCUGAAGAGCCACCCGGCCCGAGUUUGUUUGUCCAGCUAGCUGGCCUAGGCCUAGCCAUCAAUCAUCUGACCGCCAACGGGACGGGCAGCAGAGCAGAGGCCACAUGCACGAGCAAUAUGACCACUGAAGCUGCUGCCGCUGCUGCUGCCGCCCGUGCGUGCGUGCGUGCAGUGCACAGCUGGAGCCUUUAACUGCGCCGUGCGUGCGUGGCCGUGUGUAAAUCGAUCCAUGGAUGGAUCGGGCGUGUUCUUGUUGUAUUCGGGGCUGGAACUGGAAAAAGGGGGCCGAGCAGCCCCACGGGGAGAAAUGAAAUCCUGUGGCGUGGAAUGGA
Molecule: messenger RNA, 5773 nt
Organism: Triticum urartu
Lineage: Eukaryota; Viridiplantae; Streptophyta; Magnoliopsida; Poales; Poaceae
Product: transcription factor bHLH76
Biological process (GO): regulation of DNA-templated transcription
Cellular component (GO): nucleus
Molecular function (GO): protein dimerization activity; DNA-binding transcription factor activity
Source: RefSeq, a predicted model, not a curated record